Messenger RNA from Oncorhynchus nerka (sockeye salmon), 2342 nucleotides. RefSeq lists its product as uncharacterized. The record is from RefSeq and is a predicted model, not a curated record. Bases 84 to 1922 code for a protein of 612 amino acids. The transcript has 3 exons. NCBI's taxonomy places the organism in Eukaryota, Metazoa, Chordata, Actinopteri, Salmoniformes, Salmonidae.
UGCCAGAUACAGCAAAAGGGAUAUUAAACUAGGGCUUAUAUCGGCCAUUAGUUCUUAUUACUGGUGAGGUUUCGAGGCGCAACAUGGCCGUGAUUGGAAUCACUUUCAGAUUUUCUUGGUUUUGUUGCCUGCUAAUUGGCGGGAUAACCUCUUCUACAUCAAGCUCACUUAGGUCUAAAGGAUAUGGAAAAUACAUCUCUCCAACAGCUCAAUUGCAAGCGCAGCUGACCGAAGAACAACAGAAACAUCUGGCCUCCAUCCUGCAAAAGCAACUGGACCCCAUGCCCCAGGCACCUCAGCAAGUGCGGUAUCCAGUUCAAAUUCCCCAGCAGCAAAAGCAACCAGCUACUGGGCCUCAGCAGCAGACGGAACUGACCACCAUGCCCCAGAAGCAACUGGCACCAAUGGAUAUACCGCAGAAACAACCAACAGCUAUGCCCCAGCAAACAUGGUAUCCGGCUCAAAUGCAGCAGAAGCAACCGGCCACCAUUCACCAGCAAGUGUGGCAUCCAGCUCAAUUUCCCCAGCAGCAAAAGCAACCAGCUACUGAACCUCAGCAGCAGAAGGAACCGGCCGCCAUGCUUCAGCAAGUGUGGCAACUGGCCCCCAUUCCCCAGCAGCCUCAUGACGUGUGGUAUCCAGCUAAAAUGGUCCAGAAGCAACGAGCCGCUGCAACUCGGCGGCAGAAGGAACUUAUCACCAUGCCACAGCAAGUGUGGUAUCCAGCUCAAAUGCCCCAGGAGCAGAAGCAACCGGCCACCAUAACGCAGCAAGAGUUGCAUCCAGUGCACGUUCCCCAGCAGCAACAGGAACCGGCCACCGUACCCCAGCAAGUGAGAUAUCCAGGUCAAAUGCCCCAGAAGCAUCUGGCCUCAAUGCCUCUGCAGCAGAAGCAACCGACCGCCAUGCCCCAGCAAGAGUGGCAUCCAGCUCCAAUGCUGCAGACGCAACUGGCCCCAAUGCCUAUCCUGCAGAAACAACCAACAGCUAUACUCCAGCAAACAUGGUAUCCAGCUCAAAUGUCCCAGCAGCAGAAACAACUGACUACCAUGCUGCAGAAGCAACCAGCCCCAAUGCCUCAACCGCAGAAGGAACAGGCCACCCUGCCCCCGCAAGUGUGGCAUCCAGCUCAAAUGCCACAGCAGCAAAAGCAACCAGCUACUGAAACUCGGCAGCAAAUUGAACCGACCGCCAUGCCCCAGCCACCUCAGCAAGUGUGGCAUCCAAAUCAAUUUCCUCAGGAGCAGAAGCAACCAGCCCCUAUGCAUCUACCGCAGAAGGAACUGACUGCCAUACCCCAACAACUGUGGCAAACGGCUCAAAUGCCCCAGCAGCAUAAGCAACCGGCUGCCAUGCUUCAACAAGUGUUGCAUCUGGCACAGAAGCAACCGGCCCCUAUGCCCCAGCAGCCUCACGACGUGUGGUAUCCAGCUAAAAUGGUCCAGAAGCAACAAGUCGCUGCACUGACCGCCAUGCCGCAGACUCAUCAGCAAGUGUGGCAUCCAGCUCAAUCUCCCCAGCAGCAGAAGCAACCGGCCUCCACCCCUCUACCGCAGGAGCAGCCGACCGCCGUAUCCCAGCAAGUGUGGUAUCCAGCUCAAAUGUCCCAGCAGCGGAAGCUACACACUGCCAUGCCACAGCAGCAACUGACCGCCAUGCCUCAGCAGAAGCACUACCAAAGCACUGAAGAUGGUGCCUCUGGUAGCGCUCAGGCCAGCAUCGUUGAACAGUCGGGUGUCAUCCCAAUCUAUUCCUACAGUUCCAAAUCGCACUACGAGAAUGGCAGAACUGUCUUUUCCCAAAUCGGCUACACUCCUAGGGAGGCAAUGCCUGUUGACAGUGGAAAUGCUCCCAAGGACGGUUAUGUUAGCUUUGGUGCACCAAGCAUAUAUCCACCACUAGUAAAGGAUUCUGCAAGGUAAUGGUUCACUUUAACCUGCUCUGAACUUAGCUCUCUGAAUUUGAAGUCCUUUGUACUAACCAUAUAUCUAUCAACAGGAAAAUGUAAUGGAUUCAUCCUCUAGAAGCUCUAAUGGUGAAUUGUUUAACAUUGGUUACUUAACAUUCUGUGUUGCUGACACUGCAUUUCUUUGUGCUUUUGUUUCGACCAGGAAGUUGCUGGUGCUCUUGCUACUCCAGAGUUAUGGAAUACAUAUACAAUUUUACUUUCAAAAAUGCCUUGUCUCUUUGAAAUAAUGAUUCUCGCGUGUCCAUUGCUUGCGAAUUGAGAACAGGUGGUGCGCAGUCUUGUAAAAAUGACUGCUCAGUUAAUUCUUUGGUUGUUCAUCUUUUACCUUUGCUACUGGUUGUUAAAAAUAAAAGCUUGGGUCUACGUAAGAGUA